AUUUAACUAAAGACUAAACAGAACACACAGUUGUCUUCGUGGAUUGGUAUGCGCGUACAGUUCCCGGAAUGCCCAAGGAAAAAUAUGACCCGCCAGACCACAGGCGGAUGUACACAAUAAUGUCCAGCGAGGAAGCGGCCAAUGGGAAGAAAUCUUACUGGGCUGGGCUUGAAAUAACCGGAAAUGUGCGGAGUCUCAGCACAGGGCUGUGGUCUCUCACUCACCUCACCGCUCUGCACCUCAGUGACAACUCCCUGUCACGCAUCCCGCCUGACAUCGCCAAGCUGCAAAACCUAGUGUACCUGGAUCUGUCGUCCAAUAAGCUCAGGAGCCUGCCAGCAGAGCUCGGCAACAUGGUGUCUCUCAGGGAACUCCUUUUAAAUAACAACCAGUUGCGGGUUCUGCCAUUUGAAUUGGGGAAACUGUGUCAGUUACAAACACUGGGGUUGAAAGGAAAUCCACUUGCACAAGAAAUCAUGAGCCUCUAUCAGGAACCAGAUGGUACUCGACGACUUCUAAACUACCUGUUGGACAAUCUCGCUGGAGCCAUCAAGCGAAUUCCAACGGAGCAGCCGCCAUCCAGGUCAUGGAUAGUGCUUCAGGAGUCUGAUAGGACAAGGCCAGCAGCCUUGUUCUCAGUCAUGUGCUAUAACGUGCUGUGCGAUAAAUAUGCCACGCGCCAGCUCUAUGGUUACUGUCCAUCCUGGGCUCUUAACUGGGAGUACAGGAAGAAGGCUAUCAUGCAGGAGAUCAUGAGCUGUAAUGCAGAUAUCAUCAGCUUACAGGAAGUGGAAACGGAGCAGUACUAUAACUACUUCCUCGUAGAAUUGAAAGAGCAGGGAUAUGAUGGAUUCUUCAGCCCAAAGUCUCGAGCCAAAACGAUGUCUGAAUCAGACCGGAAACACGUGGACGGAUGUGCAAUAUUCUACAGAACAGAGAAGUUCAGUGUGGUGCAGAAACAUACAGUGGAGUUCAACCAGCUGGCCAUGGCCAACUCAGAGGGUUCUGAGGCCAUGCUGAAUCGGGUCAUGACCAAGGACAACAUCGGAGUUGCAGUACUGCUGGAGCUAAGGAAGGAGAUGAUGGAGAUGUCAUCGGGCAAAUCUCUUCACAGCAUGGAGAAACAGCUCCUCCUAGUGGCCAAUGCUCACAUGCACUGGGACCCUGAGUAUUCAGACGUCAAGCUUGUACAAACCAUGAUGUUCCUCUCAGAGGUGAAGAACAUCAUGGACAAGGCCUCGCGCAGCCUCAAGCUCUCCUCUGUGUCUGGUGAAACCAAUGCCAUUCCGUUGGUGCUGUGUGCUGACCUUAACUCACUUCCUGAUUCUGGUGUGGUGGAGUAUCUUAGUACAGGAGGAGUGGAUUGCACCCACAAGGACUUCAAAGAGUUGCGCUACAGUGAAAGUCUGACCAACUUCAACUGUAAUGGGAAAAAUGGCUCAUCUAACGGCAGGAUAACACAUGGUUUUAAACUGAAGAGUGCCUAUGAGAAUGGGCUUAUGCCUUAUACCAACUAUACCUUUGACUUCAAGGGUGUCAUUGACUACAUUUUCUACUCAAAGCCUCAUUUGAACAUCCUGGGCAUCCUGGGCCCAUUGGAUCCUCACUGGCUCUUGGAGAACAAUAUCAGUGGCUGCCCGCAUCCCCACAUCCCCUCCGAUCACUUCUCGCUGUUUGCACAAUUUGAGCUGGUCCUGCCUCACCCCUCUACAGUCAAUGGAGUCCACCUGCCUGGACGCAGGUAGU
This is a messenger RNA of Chanos chanos (milkfish), 1746 nucleotides long. It is a transcript of the gene cnot6b, whose product is annotated as CCR4-NOT transcription complex, subunit 6b. The record is from RefSeq and is a predicted model, not a curated record. Gene Ontology annotation, molecular function: 3'-5'-RNA exonuclease activity; protein binding. NCBI's taxonomy places the organism in Eukaryota, Metazoa, Chordata, Actinopteri, Gonorynchiformes, Chanidae. The transcript has 12 exons. The coding region runs from base 69 to 1745 and encodes 558 amino acids.